CAAAGAGAGGAUAGGGAGGAGACGUGGGAAACCAGCAAGAAAACAAUGCUCAUGCUUUAUCUUCCUUUUCUCUCCUUUUGAGACCCAAAUUUGAGCUGUUUUGCUUUUCUCUGUUUACUGCCUCAAAGAUUCUCUCCCUUUCAAGUCAAAGAAGUUAAUGAAGAAAAAAGAGAUAGAGUGAAAAAAGGUAAAAAUAAAAAAUAAAAUGGAAUAAGAAUGACAUGGAAUUUAGAAAAGAUGAACCACAGCUCAUGCAUAUAUUCUUCUUCCCCUACUUUGGUUUGGAGAAACUCAAGAGGCAGUAUCAUUCCAAUCCUUGCUACUUCUUCUCUAUAUUUUUUCAUUUCAUGUCUUCAUUGCACAACCAGAGUUUAGUUCCACUCAACUGGACUACUCAGGAGCUUCAGCAUCAGUUUGGAGUAGUUAAUAGAGCAACACCAAAAUCAGUUAUGCAGAAAUAUCAGGCUGCAAGGAACAGUGGUGCUUGUUUUCCAGUAGAUUUCCUUGAGUUCAAUCAGAACAUGUUACAAAUGGAGGUGCAGAAACAUUUACAGCUGAGAAUUGAAGCACAAGGGAAAUACUUGCAAUCAGUGUUACAAAAAGCACAAGAAAAACUAGCAGUAACUGACUGCCUGAGCUCUUCUUCCACUGAUGAGAGUUGCUUAACAUCAUCAUCAUCAUCAUCAUCAUCUUCUGAUGAGACUACUACACCAGAAUGCAGGACAUUAAGAAGCAAGAUACAAAAGAGAAGAACAAAAUACAACAAUGUUCAUGAGAAUUAUAGCAAGCCUGGCAAGAGAGUCUGCAUCCAAGAAGAAGAAGGGGUUGAGGUUAAUAUUUUGGACGACAGGGACAUGACACAUGGCAUAUAAGGAUGGUUCCUAAGUUGGGUCUGAGUCACACCAUUGUACUCAAAAUGUGUGUUGAGUGUAUUAACAGU
This is a messenger RNA of Dioscorea cayenensis subsp. rotundata (Guinea yam), 940 nucleotides long. RefSeq lists its product as uncharacterized. The transcript is spliced from 4 exons. Gene Ontology annotation, molecular function: DNA-binding transcription factor activity. Bases 222 to 872 code for a protein of 216 amino acids. The record is from RefSeq and is a predicted model, not a curated record. NCBI's taxonomy places the organism in Eukaryota, Viridiplantae, Streptophyta, Magnoliopsida, Dioscoreales, Dioscoreaceae.